CGUAUAACCGUUCUCUCAACUCCUCUUCAACCGCCAUGUUUGAUGUUGUAUUCAAAACAACAGAAAAGUGGUCCCAGUGAUAAUUAUUCUUUAGUCUUUUUCGUUUUCUCAUAAAUAAUAUACAUGAUGUCUGCUGAAGAAGCAUUGAUGACUUCAUAUGGUGAAGAAAUACAAGUUGAAAUGGUUUCCGAUAUCAUUCCCAUGUUUACGCAUGGUGGUUAUUUUUCUUGCGAUAUCUGCGGAGAAUCUUUCGAAAAUAAAAGUGAGUUACGGAAGCACAAAACAACUCACAAUCCUCCAAAAACGUUUGUUUGUGAAAUAUGCAACAAAGUUUUCUCUAAAAAGUUUAAUCUUCAACAGCAUUUUUUAAGUCAUACAGGAGAAAGACCGCAUGUUUGUACUGUUUGCAAGAAAGGAUUUACUCGGAAAAAAUAUCUGCUAGAGCAUUUCUUAGUUCAUACUGGAGAAGAGCCUCAUGUUUGUGAUGUCUGUGGAGAAGGUUUUAUGAUAGAGAGCGAUUAUAAGAAGCAUAUGAUGAAGCACACUGGUGAAAAACCGUAUAAUUGCCCUAAGUGCGGUAAAGAAUUUGCUGAUGAAGUUCUGUUUCAAGGACAUUACUUGACGCAUACAGGAGGAAAACCUCAUGAAUGCGACAUAUGCCAUAGAUCUUUUAAGAAUAAAACGUUGCUUUCUCGUCAUUAUUUGAUACAUACUGGAGAAAAGCCUCAUGUUUGUGGUGUCUGUAAUCGAGGUUUUACAAAUAAGUCAACACUUGAUCGUCAUUAUUUAAUUCAUACAGGAGAAAAACCAUAUAUAUGCGAAUAUUGUAGUAAAGGAUUUAUUCAAGAGCAUCAUUUAAAAGAACAUUAUUUUACCCAUUCUGGUGUCAAACCUCAUAAAUGUGAUGUUUGUCAGCGUGGAUUUACAUACAAGAGUGCUCUUCGUCGCCAUUCUCUCUUGCACACUGGAGAAAAACCACAUGUUUGUGAAAUAUGUGGAAAGGGUUUCAUUCAAGAAAGUCACUUGAGAGAGCACUAUAUCUCUCAUAAUGCUGAAAUUCCACAUAUUUGUGAUAUAUGUGAUAAAGGUUUUUCUAAUAAUGCAACACUCCAGCGGCAUUAUCUGACUCACAGUGGGGAAAGACCCUUUACAUGUGAUAUCUGUAAAAAAGGUUUUGUGCAAGAUGGUCAUUUAAAGCAACAUUAUGCAACACAUACAGGUCAGAAACCUUUUGCAUGUAAUCUGUGUCCAAAGACUUUUACUACAAAAACUUUACUUCGAAGACAUUCUGCAACUCACGCAAACGAUACAAGUGAUAACAAGCCUUAUGCGUGUGAUAAUUGUAACAAAGUUUUCACUGACCAUGAUUCCUAUCAAGAUCACUAUCAGUGUUGUCUUGCUGUAGAAAAAGAAUUAGCUGCACAACAUUUCUUGAGUCAUGGUAGUGUAAGCACUCUAGUGGAGAAUGCCUUAUAACUAACUAUACCUGACUUUUGUUGUAAUUUUGCUUUUUAUAGAUGACGUACUGUGAGAAAACUUAUUUACCUAAUUUCAUAUAGAUACUGGCAUAAUAGUUAACAAAUAUACUUUGGCAAGAAAGUUAACACUCAUUUGAUCAAUCUGAUUGCAUAAUCAGAUUCAAGUGAGCUUUGUUUAUGCUUACAUGUAAACUAUAAAGUUUAUGUAAAAUUGGCUUAAGAAAUUGUGCUAGAUUUCAUUUAGUAGAUUUGGUUUCCAUAAAAUGGGAAUUUAACUAUUCAGCAUAAUUGGUUAUCUUUUCUAAUAUUGUUAUAGAAAAUUAUCUGAAGAUAAUAACAGACAAAAAAAGAAAAGAGUGCUUGCUUCUCUAUUUUUGCUGUUCUCAAGGUGAGCUUCAUUCACAAUCUGUGUGAAUGAAAACAUUGAAAUCAUAAUUUUUUAAGUAUUUUUGAAUGCUUGAAGUCAUGGUGCAGUUUAAAUGUAUGUAUCGUUUGCAUGUUGUCUAAUAUCAAUAGAUAUAUUUAUAGUCAUAAUAUCUACUAAAUCUUAGUUGUGACUGCUUAAUAAUCUGGGCCUGAGGAGUUUCAAUUCUAUUUACAAAAUAUGUAAAUAUUUUUAGAAAGUAUGUUUUGUAUUCGAAUAGAAAAAGUUUCUGGACAUAUUGAUGUAUGUUUUUAUUGGUAUAAAUUUAGUUUAGUUAAUUCUAUGGAAUUUAUGCAGAAAUAUUAAUGAUGUAAAAUGCUUGUUAAAGAUUUUCCAUGUCUAAGUUAAAAGAAGGAAAAUUUAAUAAAAUAAGCUAUUACUAAAAAAAAAAUCAUGCAAGGUAAAAUAUAUAUUUAUUGACCAAUCCCACUUGGCAGCAUGUGAAUUAUUUUCGCGAAGGCAAAAUGUCUUUCUGGUUAUUUUUUUUUUUUUAUUCCAAAACAUUACUUAAAUGCUAUUGAUUUUACUAAAAAUUAUCUUGAGAUUAUAUGGUUCAGCAAUAAGUUUCUUAAAUAAUGUAUUCCUGUUCCUAAAAGUGGAUGCUGCAUCUUUCUUAAAUUUUAGCCAUGUGUUAGAUAUUAAGGAAAAUUGCUUUCUCAUGUAUAAAAGUUGAUUGCCUUAUUUGUCAUGUUAACAUUGGACAUAGUUUUUAAAUGAGUGUAGUAUUGUAUAAAAUUUUAUGCAAAGCUUGGAUUAAUCUUCAGCUGAUGGUUCAUUGAGAAUUUUUGCAAAUUAAGCCAUAAUGACAUAAAGUUUAUUAAUGACAAAUCAUAUUACUUAUUUCCUACAAAAUGUUUUGAACUCUUAGUGUCAGAAUGAGAUAUUGAAGAUGAAAUUUAUACACUAAACGUGUUAUAUUAAUUAUUCAGAUUUCCUAUCCAUCUUAACUAUAUUUCAGGUGGCAAGACAAAUUGCCAUAAAAGUUCGAUAAACCGUAAUAUAUUAAUGUUGUUUUUUAAGUGUGCAAAUUUCAUAUUUGAUGUUUCAUUUGACAUAUUUAUUUUCUGUGCCUACUGAAAAUCCUUAAGACAAAUAUCAAACAUAUAAAAAUACUUAGAUUAAAAAAGUCAUCAGUUGUCUUUAAUAAUGCUUAUAUGCGUCAUUGCAUUUUGGGAUUAUAACUUUAAAUAUUUCAAUAUAAAAUUCAAAUUCCACUUUUACAAGUUAAUUUGGAUAUUCAGCUGUCUUGAGCAAUUCUUUAGAUCAUAUAUAUAUAUAUACUUACUGUAAUGCAUUUGGGAGAAUUUUAUUUUUUGUCCAUCGUGUUUUAUCUUAAAUGAAAAUUAAUAACUGAAAAAAGAACAAAAUAGAAUUUCUAUAUGAUCAAAGUUGUAAUUCCGUAUUUUUCUAAUACUUCCAUUUUCAUCUUUUCCAGCAGCAAGUUUAAAUUACCUGAGGACUAUUGAGGAAAAACAGUUCUGGAUACUUCGAGUACUUAAGUGAAAGUAUUAAUGUAUUUUAAAAAGUAAUACUGGGCUCACUCUGAAAUUUUAUAGAUACCUGCAAACAAUAAGUGACAGAAGAAAUUAACGGUUAGAUUUGAAAAUAUGAACUAUUUUAGCCUAAAUCGGCAAUUUUUUAUUUGCCGGUUGCAAGUAGUUUAGUGUAGAAUAAAUUUUAGGCAGAAGGAAAAAUGGAGUUAAUGCAAGAACAGGGAAAUUUCAGGUAAGCGGCACUUGGCGCAAUUUUUUCCACUGUGUUGAAUUACAAAAAAUCACCGGUUUAAUCCUAGUAUUCAGUGCACACGGGAUUUGGCUACUUUUGGCGACUUUUAUGAUGAGCAGUAAAAACGGAACAUAUACAAUGAGUAGCAAACGGGUAUUCAAAGAAUAUAUAUAGUUAUACGUAGUAUAUACUAUGUAUAUAGUGAUAGUACAAUGGUGUAUAGUAUACUAUCACUAUAUAUACAUAUAUGUUUUUUGGGGGUGUUGGCGAUAAUUUUCAAAAUCGUGCCAAGGCUGCACCGUAUACUAGGAUUUUACCAAAUCACCAUAUCAUCGUGAGGAAUUUUUUGAUGCCAAGAGGGAAGUAGCAUCAAAAGGCACUUGAUGUGCCAAAAAUUCACUCUUCGGCCCAAUAUCGGGAGAAAAUCGCAUAAGGACGUUGAGAAAGUAAACCAUACACAUAGAACAAAUUGUAAAUGAUAGUUAUUGUAAUUAAGUAAAUCUACAUAUUUUUUCCAUCUUAGUAUUUUAGAUUAUAAUGUAUAUAACUUCAGCAUUAUUAACUUUUAUGCUUCUCUUUUUUUAAUUCUUACUGUUAAUUUGAGCAAUUAUCUGUAAUAAUGGUUAUACAUGUUUGAAAACAUGUUCUUUAUAUAAAUGCAGUAAUGAUCAUGAAAAUGCAAUACAUAGCACAUAGUUAAAGAUAGAAGGUUUAAUAAAUAAAAUAUGCAUGUAUUUCCACAAUAUUACAUCCUCAAAAUGCAUUCCAGGUUAUUCAAUCUAUUAUCCAGUCCGGUUUAUAUUGGACAUUCCAGAUUUUUUUAUGCACAUAAUUUUGCUUAAUAAGGUCAAGAGAGGUUAUUUUUAUUCUUGUUUAAGUGUGGAAAUGGUUUUCAUGUAGGUAAACAAAGAAAUGUAAUCCUGAAUUGCAUACCUGCAGGGAAACAAGAUUCGUAACAAGCACUUCUGUGGCUUUUCACGACGUGCAAUUCUUUAAAUUUUGAAAAAAAUCUAUAAAUAUAAAUCUUGUUCAAAGAUCUGAAGAUACAAUUUAAUGAACUUUUAUUAUUAUUAUUAUUAUUAUUAUUAUUUUGUGAAAAAAUAAACUUGGCUAAUGGUUUAGAUUUUUUACAGAUAUAACUAACUUUUAAUCCACAAAAUCCUCUAUAUAAAGAAAUCAGUGAAAUAUGCUUGAUGCAGAAAAAAUAGCAGAAUAAUGUUUGUUUAAUAUAGCACUACUAAUUUAUUAGCAUUCCAAAGUCUGAUUAUCAUUUUAUUGCAUUUUUAAUAAUUAUAUUUGAAAAUAAAUUUGAUUAUGAAGGGUUAAAAAACUGCUUUAAGUCUAUAAUGCAAAAUUUUAAAAUUAAUUACAUGUGGGAUAUUGUGAGCCAUAAGUACAGAAAAGGAGCAUAUUUUGUAAUUUUCUUUUAUAAAAAUUAUCUUACUCUAAUUACAGGUGUAAUUUAUUUAUUUAGAAAAUAAUUAAACAGUGAAUUCAAAACGACUACUGAUAAAGUCAUGUUUUCAUCAUCACAAAGAUUUAUCUGCAAAGCAUCUACAUAUAGAAAGAAAAUAUCCCUUUUCGUUUCCCUAUCUGAGCUAGCAACCUAAACAAUCUUUCCACUGUUUAGCGCCUAUCGCCCAAGUUGGUAAAUGCAAUUUCGGGAACCUCACCAAGUGCCGGUUAUCUGAGUAUCCUCCAAGAACGUUAUUGUGCUAUGAUUUUAAAGUGGGAUUAAAUCAAGAAGAAUGCAUUCAACAUCUACAAUUAGCAUUUGGAAAUGAAUAUCCAUCUCGUGCUACUGUAUUCAGAUGGUUUGCAGAAUUUCAUAAAGGUCGCAACUUUCCUCAGGAUGAAGAACACACAAGAAGGCCGUUGUCAUCAGUAAUGCCGGAUAAUGUGUCUGCCAUAAGGAAAAUGUUAAUUGAUGGCAAUCACUGCACCUACCAAAUGAUACAGAAAGAACUUAAUGCUGGAUCUGCCUCCUUAUACAAAAUUAUUUAUGAAGAGUUGCAUAAGAAAAAACUAGUUUGCCGUUGGGUUCCCCAUAAGUUACUUAAAGAUAGUAGCUACCACAUUAUUUCUAAAAUUGUAGCUGGUGAUGAAACGUACAUAUCAAUUUUUGAUGUUCUAAUGCAUCGAGUUUGGUUAGUAAAGUAAAGUUUGGUUCUUUGAAGAUAAUCCCAUACCCACCAAUGAUGAAAAGAGUAAUGUAUGCAGUUUUCUUCAGAAGUAUGACUGAUGAAAGCCAUCAAGCUGGAAGGGCAGUCACAGCUAACUAAUACACCAUUAAGUGUCUUCCAGGAAUUCUUCAAGAAGUGAAUGUUAGAGGACUUAUGUUCCACCAUGGCAAUGCUCUUAUUUAGCAAGAUUUAUAAUUGAAUUUCUUGAACAAAAACCAUCAAAGGGAUAGAAAAGCCACCCUUUUCACCUGAUCUAUCUAUAUGUAACAACAUUUGUCUAUAUUUUAAUCUAAAAAGAACUUUUGUGGGCAUCGUUUUCAUUCUGCAGAUGAGACGAUGUUAUAAAAGAAUUUUCGUCAUUGAUUCCAAGAAAUGAAUGGCUUGAGGCAUUUAAUCUUUGGAAAAUUUGCCUACAGAAGCACUCUGAUACUGGAGGAGACUAGUUUGAACACUCCUAAAAUUUCAUAACUUUAAAAACUUAUGUAUAUGUCAAAAAUUUCAGAGUGACUCUCAUACUUAACCAAGUGGCCUGAAGCAUAUACUUUUUCUAAUCAAAAAGCUCUCACGGUAGCAGAGGUAAUGAUACAGGUUUGGAGUACCUCUUCAGUUACAUUCUGAUCCAGGGAGGAAUGUUAUUGCGAGUGUAAUUAUAAAAUUAUGUAAACUACUCAGCAACAAACUCAAAUGCCUUUACAUCCAGUCACACAGCAUGGUAGAGAGUUUUAAUUGAAUCAUUCUUAAUAACCUCAGCUGAUGGUUUCUGGAAACCAACAGGACUGGGACCAGAUGUUGCCUCUGUUCUUACUGGCCUUUUGCAGUGCUGUUCAUGAAACUACUGGCUAUUCCCCAUCGCAAAUACUCUUCAGUCCUGAUCCUUGUCUGCCUGAUGAUCUGUUAUGUGGUUGCCUUCCAGAUGCACCUUCAUAGCCUGAGAAGUUCAUUCAAAAUCUCCAAGCAUGGUUUGAAGUGAUACAAAAUUUUGCACAACAGUUAGUCAGCUCGGCGACAGAAAAUGAUGCAAUAUGACAUGAGACUUUCUCCUAAAGUCCAGUCACCCUGGGACGGUUCUAAACAGGCUGAACAACAUCGUAGUUCAGUUCCAAGUCAUCAGAUUCUAAGAUUCUAUUGAACAUUGUUCAAUACGACAGACUAGCCCCUUAUUAAGGCCAUAGUACACAGUCCUCAUAGUGUAUAUAAUGUAAAUAGUAUACCAAGACCAAUUAUUUGUAAAAUUGUAGAAUCUUGUGUAAUGUAACAAGAAAGGCAUCAAAAGAGUGAAUCUUUGCCAGUAAAAUACAUACAGGGGCAAGUCCAUAGAUUGAAGUAAAUAGCUAUGUUGCCAAAUUAGUGAGGUAGCUCUAAGCUGCAGAUGCUUUUGGCAACUAAUUUUUAUCACUAAACGUGAUGAUAUUUUGUUUCGGCCAGUUGGUAUAACUAAACUGGUCCCAUCACUAUUUAAUUGUAACAAUAUCCAGCCAUAUAUAACUGUCACUUUGUAUGCCAUAUGUAACUGUUACUCACUAUUUUUCAUAAUAAAAUACGAUAGGCACCAAGAGAUAACUGUGCAAGCUUAUGCAUUGAGGCUUUAACAUUCUUAGUAGUUACAAGUGUAACUACUGACUGUGCUCUAUUAAACUGAGAAGGGCUGCCGAAUACUUUUGUGAAAAGUUCCAGAACUGUAAUAUUUUUUGGGGGAAAAAAUUAAUUUUAUCAAACUAUUAUCAGUUCUGUGCACAUUGAAUCAAUUACAAACCUGAUUCUUUUUAAUUUUAUUGUUACUUUAAACUCUGGAACUGAUAUAUUUAUUAUAUAAUGUAAUUUCUGAUGGAGCAUCAUAAAUUUCCUUGAUGAUAUUUUCUAGCAAUUUUUCAAACUACUUUUCUGCCUGAAAAAUAGCUAUAUAACACCUGUGCCUUAUAUGCAUGUUCUCCAAAUAAUUAUUUUAAAUGAAAAUUUAGCUCAAUCACUAAUGACAACUAUAAUGAGUGAGCAACACAUGUGAUUAAGAAGGAAAAAACAUGAAUAAUUCAGAGAUUCUUUUAGGAGGAAUUCAUUAGUUUGUCUCUCAAAUUUUAACUGUUAUAUGCUUGCCUUUAUGAAUGCAAAAUAUUGAUAUUCUGUAACUGAAAUAAUUUAUAACACAUUGAAAUAUCCCUGACAAAUAACAUCACGCACAGACUGAAAUUUCACAUGCUCAUGAAUUUCCACUGUUUUGGUAUCUUUCUUAUGAUAUAUAAAGCUAACAACAAUAGUAUGAUUUCACAAUUCUAUGUGGCUUAAGUCUGAAAUAGUUUUACAUUUACUUCAAAAUAUCUACUAGUUUAUAUUUUUCCUGUAUAAUUAACUUUUUGGAAGUUGUAACAUCUGACUUUUGUUGUUUUAAAAUUCUAUUGAACUAUCAGUAGAGUUCUAACAACUCUUUCUGUUCUUAUGUAAAGAUAUUAUCCAUUAUCUAGUGAAGUUGUAGACAGAAUUUUUGGUAGUUGGAAAACAUGAGAAAUCAGCAAUACCCUUGCUGGGAUUUGAACUCCGGAACACUUGGCUGAAAAUGUCUUACAAAACGUGUGUUAAAUUUAAAAUAAACUGAUCUUUACAUAGUUAGGGCUAUUUAUCCAUCAACAUACAUGGCAUUGUGCCCCAGUUCACAAAAGAUAGUAUUAAGGGAAAAAACAUUUCCAUCUUUCUUUGAAUUAACGGUAUUUGGAUUAAUUAAUCUUUUCUCCCUUUCUUUUAAAACACCUUCAGAAAGAUCAUGAAUAAUUUAAUUUUGUAGCUUGUCAUCUAAAUAAAAAUUUUUUUUUUCUAUGGUGUCAGGACAUGAAGCAAACAUUCUGCAACUAUAAAAUCAAAUUUAGUGACAAUUUCCAGUUAAUUUUUAAAAAUUACCUUCGUCAUAAUCAAACAUUCUUCAUGAGUGAUACAUUAUUAUUUUAAAAUCUAGCAUUAUGCAGUUUAUUGUUUUAUAAAAUAUUUUUCGAGGUUCCAUGUAAUCUUUGCCGAGUUGAAUUAAUAGUACAUUCAUAAUUUAAUAUUUUUUUUAAGUUCAUUAUAUUUCAAACCCUUUUUAAUGUCUGCAUAACUUGUUCAUGUUUGAAACUGCAUACAUUGUGAAGGCAUAGUACAUAUUAUUCACAUUAUUGAACACAAUCAUUUUUGAGAAUGUGAAAUACCCAGAUAGCAUACUGAAGAACUGAAUCUCUUCAAAAUUCCUUUGCUGCAUAUCUCAUGCAAAAAUGUAUUAAAGUGAAGUUGUCCUAGUUAUUAUUAUUAUUAUUAUUUUAAUGUUUCAUUAUUUUAGUCCGCAAUCUACGCAGCUAAGUUCUAAUUCUAAAUAAAAGUACAAUUUAAAAAUUUAGUAUUAUAUACCUGAGUGCCAAAUUUAGAGGCAACUUGUAUGGGAAGGCAAGCUUAAAAGGGUAUAAAAAUAUGCCAAAAAAGUAAUUUCAGCAAGCUGUUUUCACAGUGCUAAUAUUACAUUGAAAAGAUCAGUACACCAAUCUGAAAAGUGAUGUUUUUCCUACCAGGAAGUGCCUGUAAUUCAGUCUGAACAUUCAUACAGGCAGUCCUAGAUGCUGAUGUUGCACAUCUCUAUACUUUUGAUGAACAUGCCAUUUAAAAAAAUUUUUUAACUUAACUGUAUAUAAUAUACCACUGUAGUAUCUCCCAUUCAUGGCAAAUCACAAAAUUGGAUGUUUUUUUUUUUUACCUUAAAAAGAGAUUCCUUAAUCUAUUUCCUAAUGGAAUAUAUAUUAAAUAAAUUUCAAGUGUUAAGGAAUCAUUUUUAAAUGCAAACAUUAAAAAAGAAUAAAUCUACUUUGCAGCUUUUCACUGAUUGUAUUGAUUUCAUCAAUAUGUUGGAGAUUUGAAAUCAGAAAAUCAUUCAAUUUCAAAAUGAAAUUUAAAUUUAAUAUUUGACAAGAUUUGAUCAAAAGACAAAUGAGUUUUCUCUCAGUUGAGAAAUUACUAACACAAAUAAGCUUUUAUUCCUCAAUAUUAUAAAUAUUUUAAAUUAUCACUUGAAAUAUAGAGUAGUUAUACAUAUAUUCUUCAAGAUUAUGUCUUGAUUACAAAAAACAUUCACAAAUAUUACUUUUCAUUAUCUACCUUAAUAAACAAGUAUUUAAUUUUUAAUCAAAAAUAUUCUGCAUUUAUAAUAUACAAUAAAUAUUAAUAAUUCUUUUUCAUUAAGUAAAAACUUUAAAAAAAAAAAUUUGGUUAGAAUUAAAAUGCAAAAAUUCUAAAUAUUACUCGGGGCUGUGCCACACGAAAUGACAAAAUUCAGGAAAGGCAUCAGCAGAAAGUUUAGUGCUGGCCAUGUGCUUACUAAGCAAUAAAAUUCUUGUAUCAAAGAAAUACAAUUUAAAAAAUUGUAUUGUGAAUGUAAUAUAUAAACAUUCACAAUACUUUUUUAUUAAUAAGGCAAACAUAUAUUCUUGUCUUGAAGUACAAUAUUAUACAUUAAAUAAAAAUAAUGAGAGUGUAGAUGUUUUCUUUCAAGGUUUCAUGUACAUGAAAGUAAAUCUAAUAAAUGGUAACCUCGUGAGUAACUUCAUUCUAAUAAAUAAUUAUAUACAAAUGUAAUAAAUAAUAUCUUGUUCAUCUUGUUAA
Messenger RNA from Stegodyphus dumicola, 10418 nucleotides. RefSeq lists its product as uncharacterized. Gene Ontology annotation, biological process: regulation of transcription by RNA polymerase II. Gene Ontology annotation, cellular component: nucleus. The record is from RefSeq and is a predicted model, not a curated record. Gene Ontology annotation, molecular function: RNA polymerase II transcription regulatory region sequence-specific DNA binding; DNA-binding transcription factor activity, RNA polymerase II-specific. Lineage: Eukaryota; Metazoa; Arthropoda; Arachnida; Araneae; Eresidae.